Messenger RNA from Leptomonas pyrrhocoris, 1209 nucleotides. RefSeq lists its product as hypothetical. The coding region runs from base 184 to 1209 and encodes 341 amino acids. Gene Ontology annotation, molecular function: protein-lysine N-methyltransferase activity. The transcript has a single exon. The record is from RefSeq and is a predicted model, not a curated record. Gene Ontology annotation, biological process: peptidyl-lysine monomethylation. Lineage: Eukaryota; Euglenozoa; Kinetoplastea; Trypanosomatida; Trypanosomatidae.
GUCGAGCGAAAUAUCGGACCGAACGCGUUCUGCGCGAGUGUGGGGGCAUAAUACAAAGCAACAAAGGAAGGCGGAGUAUUACGGUUGUUGAACCCAAGUGCUGCUGUAGGCCUUAUCCUGACACUCAUACACACACACGGACGCCGAAGUUUUAGUUAUUUAUUUCUGUCUGUAUAAGGAAACAUGUGGCGCUCGACCGUGGUGCUGCGACGGGCAGCGGCAGCCACCACCGCGGCCUCUCCCAGCGACGCGGCCCCCCUCGCCAGCUUCAGUUCCCGCGUGGAGGCCUUCUGCAGGCAAAUGCAGUCCGGCGGCGCGGUGUUCGACUGCGUCGCCGUGCGGCCCAGCGAGGGGGACUGUCGCGGGCUAGUGGCGAAGUGCCCGGUGCGCGAAGGCACGACGGUGCUCUCGGUGCCCCUCCACCACUUCUCCAUCUCGUCGGAGCAGAUCUUGAAGGACAACGCCUUCGUGAGGGAUCUGAAGCCCCCCGGCCCGGACGAGGUGCGUCUGCUGAUGAGUUCGCGCAGUAUCCAGGAUCCGGUGAUGUACGAGCAGGUCUACUUGGCCCUCCUGAUCGCCGCCGAUCACCUCAACCCUGCGAGCCCGAACAGCGACUACUACAAUCUCCUCCCCCACCCGGCCAUCAACGACGAGGAGGUGAUCCGACGGCACAAGGAUGUGCUGGACCCCCUUCUCCUCGUGGAGUGGGACGACUACCAGAAAGAGAUGCUCUCCGUGCUGCAUCAGCUGCUGCGUCGCUGGGGCACGCAGGCACCCCCGAUCCAGGUAGCCUACUGGGCCCUGCGGACAGUGUUUAGUCGCAUGCACAUGCUGCCCAAGGCGGGCCAGGCCCCACAAGAAGUCGGCUCCACGCUGAGCUACGCGGCCCUCUCCACCGUGGAUCGUGCGGAGCUGCAGACGCGGUGGUGGCGGCGCUUCCGCUCCACCCUGAGCUCCUUGAUGGGCAACCCAGCGGCAGCGGAGAGGUAUCACCUCGUCCCGACUCUGGUGCCGUUGCUCGACAUGGCACCGCAUGUCUCCUCGAGCAACGUGCAGGUCGAGGUCAACACGCGGGAUGUGAAGGCCGGCAGCUGCGCCGAGCUGCGGGCGGUGCGCGACAUCGACGCUGGUGAGUCGAUUGGGCUGCGCUUCAACGCCUCUCAAUCACCUGCCUUCCUUCUCUUUCGCUUUGGGUUUAUUCCACAGUAG